AUGGCCACCACGACGGAGAAAUGCACUGCAACAGACUGGGAGACCAGCUUUAAUGCCAAAUUCGACAGGGUGUGCGCAGCGUUCUGGCGCCGGAUUGAAGCCCGUACUCAGCAGGCGCAGCCACCCACAACUCAGAUUUUAAAGCUCCAUCCGGCAACAUUCCCAAAAAACAGCUUUAGCGAGCCGAAAAACCCAGCCACACACAUGGCCCACGCCGCAGACUCAACCGCACUGACCUCUUCUGGGCCGGGUACUCACCUGGUGGUACCCCUCCUCCGCCAGCCACACACCCAGGGUAGAAACCGAACACCGGAACACUCCUGGGACCAGGACCCCCAAAUCGGGACCUGCGGCAAGAAGGCGCGAGUCCCCGUCAAGGCCUCAGGCCGAGGACAUGCGGCACACAGACUGCGCAAGCCAGUGCUAAGCUGGACACAACAACGGACAAGAACACCCAAACGACCACCUAAACUGGAGAGACAAUCUGGAGAAACACAGGAGACUUCCACUUACAAAAGGAGCAGAAAAAGGCGCACCUUACGACACGAGCCACAAACCCCCCACACACGCAGCAGCCGAGAGGCUCAACCCAAGCAGCCGAGGACGGCACAAUGCCUUCCAGUAAAGGGGGCCCAAACUCCUCCACAGACAUAUCAAUGGGCACCCCCCAGAGUGACGCUGGGUCACACACCACUCACAGAUCCUCGCUGUCACGGAACUGUGGGCCCAAUACCGGGAACCUCGGACAGGAGGAUCUCUUACACAAAGCCAGCGACCUACAUGCAACCCCAAAGGUCCCACAGAACAGGUGUAGGCUGA
Molecule: messenger RNA, 819 nt
Organism: Pelobates cultripes (western spadefoot toad)
Lineage: Eukaryota; Metazoa; Chordata; Amphibia; Anura; Pelobatidae
Source: the annotation of a GenBank genome assembly